CAAGGGGGACGUUGGUUUGUUCUCUCUGAGGGGGACAUAUUCGUGAGGGGUUUCCUUUAAUGUGUGCAGACAACGUAUCUGCGUGAGGCGGAGGCGGCGGAGGCCCGCGCCCCUCCCCCUCGCCCAGCGCCGCCCACCGGCCUCUUCUCUCCCGCUGCCACAUCGUCCGGCGGCGGCGGCGCCGUCUCCUCCUCCCUCACGCGGGCGGCCGCCUCCGCGCGGAGGCUCCCCCACCGCCGCCGCGGCUGGAGCCCAGAGCGGGGCGGUGCUUCCACGAAGAAGGCGACCGGGUGGUGCGGCCUUGAAGAGAGCCGGCGGGAAAUGGAGCCCUGCUGCCGCUCCCUGGGACGCCUGCUCCGCCAAGGCCGCAGCUGCCGAGCCCGCCCGUUCCCCGUUUAAAAGCUCUCCCGCCCGCCUCGCAAGCCUCGCUUCUCCUCGGCGGUGGCGGCGCCGGAGAUGAGCGAGCGGCCGCCGCCGCCUCCUCCUGCGCCUGCGAAGCCGGGAAGAAGGCGAAGCAGCCGGCCGCUCUGGUCGCCGUAGACGCCGCCGCCGAAGCAGCCGCCGCCGCCGCCCGGGCGAUGUGGAGCUUGGGCGCGACGGCGCUGCAGCUGCUCUCGCGGGCGGCCAAGCACGCCUUCGCCCAGGGAGCCCGGCAGGACCUGAACCGCUGGCUGCCCCGGCAGGGGGCGGCGACGGCGGCGGAGCCGGGCGAGGCGCCGGGCCGCGGAGGAGCCUCCGAGGGGCUGUUUUGGGGAGAGCAGAACGGGCUGCACCAUUACCCGUCGCCGUCGCCUCCGCACCACCACCCUUCCGUGGAGCCGUCGGUGGAGAUCCUGCUGUGCCAGCUGCCCGAAGUGGGUCCCGGCUUGUCCGAGGGCAGGACGUGGCGCUGCUCGGGCUGCCUGCUGGGCACCUGCUGGUGCAAGAGCUGCCUGAGCGCGUGCUUCUUGGCGGCGCUGUGCUUCGCCUCGCUCGCCCUGGUGCGCCAGUACCUGCGGGACCUGAUGCUGUGGGCCGAGAGCCUGGACAGCCUGGCCGGCGUGCUGCUCUUCACCGUGGGCUUCAUCGUGGUGUCCUUCCCGUGCGGCUGGGGCUACAUCCUGCUCAACGUGGCCGCCGGCUACCUCUACGGCUUCGUGCUGGGCAUGGGCCUCAUGGUGCUGGGGGUCCUCAUCGGCACCUUCAUCUCCCAUGUGGUCUGCAGGAAGCUGCUGGCGGAAUGGGUGCUGGCCAGGAUCCAGGGCAGCGAGAAGCUCGCCGCUGUCAUUCGCGUGGUGGAGGGAGGAAGUGGCCUCAAGGUGGUGGCUCUGGCCAGGCUCACCCCGAUACCCUUCGGGCUCCAAAACGCCGUCUUCUCGAUAACGGAUCUUUCAUUACCAAACUAUCUGAUGGCUUCUUCCAUUGGAUUGCUUCCAACUCAACUCUUAAACUCCUAUCUGGGCACCACCUUGCGCACUAUGGAGGAUGUCAUCGCAGAACAAAGUGUUAGUGGCUACUUCAUUUUUAGUUUACAGAUUGUAAUAAGUAUAGGCCUCAUGUUUUAUGUUGUCCACCGGGCUCAAGUGGAAUUGAAUGCAGCCAUAGUCGCAUGUGAAAUGGAAAUGAAGACAUCACUUGUUAAAAGCAGUCUACCAAGCAACAGCAACUCCUCCUUUUGCAGCAAGAGGACGCUUGCAUUUUCUGGAGGAGGAAUCAACAUUGUAUGAGUCCCUCCCCCCUCCUUCUGAAGUAUUAUAUUAACUUUCUUUGUGAAUCUGGACAACCUAACAUAUUGCCUAGACAUCUCUAAAAGACUUAAAUCCUGAACAGUGGAGGAUCUCAAACAACCUUGGUGGUUUUUAGAUUGCAAAAUGGGCGGCUUUUUGUAAGGUGGCUUAAGUGACUGUAAAUAUAGAUGUAAGUCUGGCUGCACCUUUCGUCAUUAUUAUACGUGUCAUGGCCUGUAGUCUGCACUUUAGGUUUGUUUUGUGUUUCUUUUUUCAAACGGAGAAAAAAUACCCUUGAAGCAAAUAUUUUUUUCCUUUCUGCUUAGCGUUAUUUAUAAGGCUGACUAAUAAUCUACAGUAGAUCUUCAAUGCUGGCGAAUGAGUGUAAAGUAUGCAACUCCAUGUACAGUACUCUUGAAUGUGCUUAGCUUUCAAAGUAUUUCCAGAAAGCAGUAUGUUCUUCUCUCACGAGCAAGAGGGCAAUCCAGCAAAGGGAAGGUUCUGCUUCUUAGGGCUGGGAAGGCAAAACUCUAGUACUUUCUGAAAAGGACAGCUCUCUCCCUCCCAGUAUCCAGUCAUUUCCUGUCUGCGACAGGUCACAGGGUUUCUCCACAGUUCUUUUGGGGACCUGCUAAAAAAGGAAAGUGCGGGAGCAUUUUUGCUAUUUGGGGACUAUUUGGCUCCCUUACCUUGCUUUUUUUUUUAAUUUCUUGUGGGGCCAGGGGGAGAACACAGUAUAUAAAUAUUUGGUUGAAUGUAUUUUUGUAAGCCACUGAAAUAUUGUGGAGCCAUUCAUAAUUUUUCACGUAAGUUUAAAUCCUACAUUGUGGGACUGAAGUGCUCUUAUAUAACGUUUUGAGUUACACUGUGUAAUAUGCAAAGUAAAAGAGAAACUACAAAGAACUUAAUAUGAUUGUGGCCAAUAGCAGUCUGAGGGAGAACUUGCAGGUGAAAUACAAGUCUUUGACCUGGUUUUGUCAUCCUCGUUAGUGACGAAAAGGGCUCUUCCAUUACAAGCGCAUUUCUAGCUAGCUAGAGUUUGGGGGGGGGGUGUAAAUCGGCUUCGCUUUGUACUGAGCACCAUAAGACUUGCAAAGCAGGAGCAACUAAAUCUCUCUGAAAAUACUAUGGUACUAAACAAAUAACGUGGCCUUUAUUUUAUGGGGAAGACCUUUUGGUUUUUCUUUAAUAAAAGCUUUAAAAAUCAACACAGUUCCUCCCUAAUACUUUCCUCCGGUCAUCAAACGAUGCUCCUCUGGUAUGUUUUGUGCAGUUCAUUGGUACUUGUACCAGUGAAAUGCUGUGAAGAUUGCAUGUGCCCCUUCUUCUUCUUUGCAUGUGUGAAACAUUUGCAAAAAUUAGGAAAAACAGGUUUUCCAUCUUUAAAAAAAAAAAUGACUAGAAAAGGGCAGAAAUGUCUUUCAAGGCUCAGGAAUCCGUAAAUGUUUUUAAAAGAAUAUAUUUCAUAUGAUAUGAUGGACUCUCCACAGAAGGAUCGCCAAGUCUCUUCUUCGUGGGUUUGAACAGACUGAAAUAAUCUUGUGUGUGUCAGUUCCAUAAUUCUUUACAGAUACAUAUUUGCAUACUCUCAAAAAUGUUUCAUAGAAGUUGGAACCAGCACAAAACUACUUUGAACUCAAAUGACCUUAUUUUUUUUUGUCUUAAUUAGUUUCUUGUCAACAAUAAAGUACAAUUUGGGCUGUUACAAUUUUGUGUUAACUUAUUGCCCCUCCCUUUCUUUUUUGUAUGUGUGCCACCUGGAUGCAAUAAGUUUUGGGUUGUUGUUUUUUUGCCAGUUAUGUGUAAACUACCAUCUGUAGAAAACAAGGGCCACAGUCUAAAACCAUAUGUCCAUUAGCUUUUGUGUUUGGUUGUGGCAAAUUGCUUUCAGGGUUAUAGUUAGUCCGGAAUAGUUUGCUAUUGAGAAUAUACCAUACUUUUUUUUGGUACAGUAAUUGCACAGUUCCAAUAUGUCCCCAGUCACCUUGAAAUGGUGGUCAUACAUCUUAGCAACAUUUCCUUUCUUGAAUCCAUUGACAUUUCUGGAACUACUUGCAAGCAACUGUUUGGGGGGGGGAUUUAGCGUUAUUCUCCUACACCUGCAUUAGUUCGUCCCUUUUGAAAACUAACAGUUCGGUUACUAUUUAAGGGCACUGUUUGACAGUGAAAGAUUGCUGAUCCCUUUGUUACCAAGGGUUUUUAUUUGAAAAGUAACUCCAGUAAGCAAAGUAACCUGGAUGUCAUCCCACUUAAGACUUUACCAAUACAUGUAUUUUGUGGAGUCCUUUGAUGACAACAAUAAAGAAGACUUUGCAAAGCUGCAUUCUCAAGUGCUUUUAGUUCCAUUGUGUUUUGCAACCAAAUUAACUUCACUGUGUAAACAUUUUAAAACAAUAAUCUCCUUAAAGUUUCUGCUUUUGGCGUGAUAACUUGUGUACAAAUUAAUAGAAAAUAUGCAUAAAAGUGUUUUUUUUUCUUUUUGUAUCUUGCCAAUCAUUUUAUACAAUAAAUUCACUCUUUAUUCUGCUUGUGUAGAUGUGAGCUUUAAGUCUUCUACUGUAGCGUGUGGCUUGGCUCAUUUGAUAGAGCCACCUAUGUACUGAACUGUUACUUUGAAGCAGGCAGCCAUCACUGGUAGGAGGCCUCUUGUCUGUUCCUGCUCAAUGUCGGCAUUGGCUCCCUUUGUAUGUUAGUACAUGGAGGAUCUUAUAUAGACUUAGAACACAGGAAGGUCUUUCUAGUCAAGCAUCCUGUUCUUUUGUGGCCAACCGUAUGCCUAUCAGAAGUCCAUAAGCAGGGCUGCUUAAAAUAGAGGCGAAAACUUGGCAUGAAUACCACUAUUUUAACUUAGCCUUCUCAUCAAAAUGAUUGUUUUUUGUGUUUUUUUUUUCAGAUGACCCAUUCUUUACUUCUGUUUCUUUAUUUUACUUCAAUGUUACUCUUGUGUUUUUUGCAUCCUGCUCUGUUUUAAUGGCCGCAUCAAAAUUUUGCGUGUUAUCCAAAUACUUUCCAUGCACGUUAAGAAAAAAAUUGUGUGAUGUCUGGAAUUUCUGGAAUGUUAUAAACCUUUUUGCAUCAA
Podarcis muralis (Common wall lizard) is the source of this 4785-nucleotide messenger RNA. RefSeq names its product transmembrane protein 64 (gene TMEM64). NCBI's taxonomy places the organism in Eukaryota, Metazoa, Chordata, Lepidosauria, Squamata, Lacertidae. The record is from RefSeq and is a predicted model, not a curated record. Gene Ontology annotation, biological process: positive regulation of osteoclast differentiation; regulation of cytosolic calcium ion concentration; positive regulation of bone resorption. Gene Ontology annotation, cellular component: endoplasmic reticulum.